This is a messenger RNA of Humulus lupulus (European hop), 1555 nucleotides long. RefSeq lists its product as uncharacterized. Bases 591 to 1316 code for a protein of 241 amino acids. Gene Ontology annotation, cellular component: membrane. The record is from RefSeq and is a predicted model, not a curated record. Gene Ontology annotation, biological process: nitrogen compound transport. The transcript has 10 exons. Gene Ontology annotation, molecular function: allantoin:proton symporter activity; uracil:monoatomic cation symporter activity. Lineage: Eukaryota; Viridiplantae; Streptophyta; Magnoliopsida; Rosales; Cannabaceae.
UUUUAGAAACUAAAAGGAGAGAAAAGAACGCAAGAAAAGGAACUAAUACCAACUCAUCGGUUUCAUUUGAUUCUGGCUAUAUGGCAUAGCGUUCUUAUUGACACUACAACAAAAACCCAUUUCCAUAACACAAAAAUUUAACACUUUUAAAAAAGUAUUAUAAUAUAUAUGAGUGUAUAUGUAUAUAGGCAGGACUUAUAGCAAUUUGGCGCCUAACUUUCCCCAGCCCCCCAAAAUUUUUCACACGGUCCCAAUUUACCAAAAAAAAAAAGAAAAAACCCAUUUUCACAUGGUCCCAGUCAGUCCCUGAUUCCCCUCUCUCUCUCUUGUUUCUCUAUGUCUACCCCCUUUCUCUCUCUCUUCGUUUCUCGACCAAUCUGUCUAGGAGGAGGACGAUUAAUCUUGCCCAGGCUUUGUUUUUCAAGUGGGUUUUUGACAUUGCACUUUAUUUCGAAUCCAGUCCAACAUAAUCUUAACUAAUUCUCUGUGCCAAAAAAACCUCAGCAAGGUCUUCGCUUUGGACAUAAUAACUAAAUUUUGAGGAAGCUUCUACACCAAACUCGAAGAAAUCAUUCGAGAGUAUUUUCAGCAUGGACAACAAUAAUUGGAGAUCUAUUCAAGGUGGUGAACCCAUGAUAGACAAUACUGAUUGGAGAACCCAGCUGCAACACGAUUCGAGACAACGAAUUGUCAACAAGAUGCUUGUCGUAUUUGACGUUCUCACGUCGUUGGCUAAAAAGACAGUCAACAGAAGGGAGCUUUGGAAGAUGAACUAUCCGCAACAGAGUGCCAGCAAAAACCUUAGACACAGUAUGAAGAUGUAUUUCGACUUAUAUGGGUAUCAUGGAACCUCAUUUGAGCAAACAUAUCGAUGUUACCCUUCAUCUUAUAUCGAUAAGGAUAAUUGGCCUUCUGUGAUGUUUGCAAUGGCAGGACGGGUGGUACUUAGCCUUGGAAAUCUCUCAACUCAGUAUGCUUGGGCUUUUGUUGGCUUAUCAGUCACAAAAGUGAUCACUACAAGCAUAACAGUUGUUAUAGGAACAACCUCGAAUUACUUUUUAGACAAUAGAAUUAAUAGAGCCGAGAUCCUUUUCCCUUGCGUUGGCUGCUUCUUGGUUGUAGUUUGCCUUGCUUCUACUGUCCACUCAUCUAAUGCAGCUGAUAAUAAAGAAAAGCUUGAAGGUUUUUCAUCUAAAGAGGGGUGUUUGGGAAAAGCAUUCUCAUUGGACUAUCCAUAUGUUUCAUUGCUGGUGUUUGCUUUUCUCUAUUCUCACCAACAUUCAACUUGGCAACAAAUGAUCAAUGGCAUACAUUGAAAGAUGGGGUUCCUCACUUGGUUGUCUACACUGCAUUCUUUUACUUCUCGGUAUCUUGUUUUUGUCCUUGCUAUAAUCCUCACAUCACAUUCCUUUACUACCCUGUGCUGGACUUACCGAAAUCAUCAUUCAAGGCUUAUAUGUUGAAUAUUUAAGACUACUUGCAUACUUUAAGAACAUUUUGUUGUUGAUGACAGUGUUGAAUGUUUUAAACUAAUUUGUGGAUUGUUAAUAUAAUG